Gossypium arboreum is the source of this 1239-nucleotide messenger RNA. Its product is annotated as LRR receptor-like serine/threonine-protein kinase EFR. The transcript is spliced from 2 exons. NCBI's taxonomy places the organism in Eukaryota, Viridiplantae, Streptophyta, Magnoliopsida, Malvales, Malvaceae. Gene Ontology annotation, molecular function: protein binding. The record is from RefSeq and is a predicted model, not a curated record. Bases 44 to 1165 code for a protein of 373 amino acids.
UUUAAUGUAGGAGAAGUGUGGGAGGGUUGAAACAUAUUAAAGCAUGCUCUCUGGGCUAUUUUAUCAAUUCAACUUCCCUUUUCCUACUUUUUUUUUUCUUGCCUUAUUCCGUCUUGCAAUCAUGAACUACAACACUUGCUUUCAUCUUCUUUUAGCUUUAUUCAUACCAUGUUCCGUACUUUGCUUGGCUAUGACAGCCAGGAACCUCAACUCCGAUCAGUUUGCGCUUCUCGAGUUUAAGGAUAGAAUUGCUGGUCCUCAAAAUGUCUUGGCAAACAAUUGGACGGCCUCUACCUCUGUUUGUAAUUGGAUUGGUGUUUCAUGUGGCAUCCUCCAUAAAAGAGUUAUAGCUUUGAAUCUUACAAGCAUGAAUCUUAGGGGUACUAUCCCUCCACACCUUGGAAAUCUUUCAUUUCUACUUUCUCUCGACUUGAGUAGCAAUAAUUUAUAUGGCCUUCUACCUAAAGAAUUGGGCCAAUUGCAUCGUUUGAAGAUCUUACGAUUAAGCCUCAACAGUCUUAAUGGGGAAAUUCCAUCAUGGCUUGGGAACUUACACAGAGUUCGAAGGUUGCAAAUGGAAAAUAAUAACUUUACAGGCACAAUCCCUCAAACACUUGUUAACAUUUCCAAUCUAGAGAUCUUGAAUAUGGGAUUCAAUCAAUUAUUUGGCCAGGCUCCAUCUUCCAUCUUCAAGAUUUCUUCUCUGAAGUUUAUUAGUCUUUUCAGGAAUAGCCUAUCAGGUGAUUUGCCUAAUGAUAUGUGUCAACAUCUUCCCAAGCUUGAAGUGCUUCAUUUGAGUUUGAAUGAAUUUUCUGGUAGCAUUCCAUCAAGUUUAGGCAAAUGCAGCAACCUUAAAUAUUUCUCGUUGUACUUCAAUCAAUUUACGGGAAUCAUUCCAAGAAGUAUUGGAAAUCUGACUAGACUUGAAGAAUUAGAUUUGGGGUUGAAUAACUUAGAAGGUAGUUUGCCUAAUGAUUUGUGUCACCUAUGUCCCAAGCUUGAAGGGCUUUACUUGGAUGCAAAUGAAUUAUCUGGUAAUAUUCCAUCAAGUAUAGGUGAAUGUUACAAGCUUCAGAUGCUAAGUUUAUUAGAAAAUAAAUUCAGUGGGCUGAUUCCGAAAAGUAUUUUUAAUUCAACUGUUGCGCGGAAGCGUGUGAAAGAGUAAAAUUAUUGUACUGAAAAAUCACACCAAGUUCAAUUCCCAGGAAAGAGAGGUAGAUCACGAAGAUCACUUAAAUA